AUUUGUUCCAGAAUGGUUAAAGCAGGGAGCACAUGAAGUUGGUGGGACCUUCUAGGGGACGAUGGAGGGACUGCAAGAAUUCUUGCUGUGUUCUCUGCAUAAGUGCUGUAGGCCAGCUGGGUGGCCCACAAACAUCCCAGGUCACCGAGUGGAGGAACCUGGACCCCAGGCGAAUGCAGAUGCCUCAGGGGAAUCCGUUGCUGCUGUCCUACACCCUGCAGGAGCUGCUGGCCAAGGACACGGUGCAGGUGGAGCUCAUCCCUGAGAAGAAGGGCCUGUUCCUUAAGCAUGUGGAGUACGAGGUUUCCAGCCAGCGCUUCAAGUCCUCCGUGUACAGACGCUACAAUGACUUCGUGGUCUUCCAUGAAGUGCUGCUUCACAAGUUCCCGUACCGCAUGGUACCAGCCCUUCCACCCAAGAGAGUGCUGGGAGCCGACAGGGAGUUCAUCGAGGGCCGCCGGAGGGCCCUGAAGCGCUUCAUCAACCUGGUGGCCCGGCACCCGCCCUUCUCUGAGGAUGUGCUCCUGAAGCUCUUCCUCUCCUUCAGUGGCUCAGAUGUUCAGCACAAGCUCAAGGAGGCGGCCCAGUGCGUGGGAGAUGAGUUCACGAACUGUAAGCUGGCUGCUAGGGCCAAGGACUUCCUCCCAGCUGACAUCCAGACUCAAUUUGCCAUGAGCCGGGAGCUGAUUCGAAAUGUCUACAACAGCUUCUACAAACUUCGAGACAGAGCUGAGCGGAUUGCGUCCCGGGCUAUUGACAACGCUGCUGAUCUUCUCAUAUUCGGGAAGGAGCUCAGUGCUUUGGGUUCCGACACCACCCCUCUGCCCUCCUGCGCUGCUCUGUACCUCAGCACAUGGUGCCUGUCCGUGGAGUUUGCUUUGCUUGCAGACAAAGCUGCACAGCAGGGUAAGAAGGAGGAGAAUGAUGUGGUGGAGAAGCUGAACCUCUUCUUGGAUUUGCUGCAGUCCUACAAAGACCUGUGUGAGCGGCAUGAGAAGGGCGUGCUUCACAAGCAUCAGCGAGCACUGCACAAGUACGGCCUGAUGAAGAGGCAGAUGAUGAGUGCGGCACAUGGCCGAGAGCCCGAGUCUGUGGAGCAGCUGGAGUCUCGAAUUGUGGAGCAGGAGAACGUGAUCCAGACUAUGGAACUCCGAAACUACUUCUCCCUGUACUGUCUGCACCAGGAGACUCAGCUUGUCCAUGUCUACCUGCCUCUCACCUCGCACAUCCUGGGGGCCUUCGUGAACUCCCAGAUCCAAGGGCACAAGGAGAUGAGCAAGGUGUGGAAUGACCUGAAGCCGAAGCUCAGCUGCCUCUUUGCUGGACCGCACAGUGUGCUGACACCACCACGCUCCCCGCAGGAGGAUGGCAUGUGUCCCCACUAGUGACAAGGCCCACGACAGAGCUCCCUGUGGCCUCACUAAAACCUCUCUGCAAACAGUGUGUCCCUGGCUGAUUCCCUCUAGGCAGCAGCCAUUCCCCCGAGCUGCCUGUGGGCUGUGCUGGCCGUCUUUGUGUCUCCCUGUUCCUGGGCAGGAGGUCUUCGUGCCCCCAGCCCGCCCCUUGGCCUGUUUCUCAGGUCGGUAGUGGGAAACUAGGGUGCUUUAGACUGGAUUGUGCCCGAUGCCCAGUGCUAAGGGCCUUUUGUACCCAGUAAGUGGCAUCUAGGAGAGCCUAGGGGUUAACCUAGCAGCAAAGAAAUGGGAGGACUGGCCCUGUCCGGUGUGGCCUGGCAAGGAGCUGGUCAAUCUCUGAGGGUGGAACCCAACUACACUAGGCCUGCAGACAUUCUUCGAGGGGUGUGCGAGGCCAGGCGAGUGGUCUCACACAGGAGGAGGGGUUGAGUGUGCAGUGUUUGGAGCUUAGGAGGACAUAUUGCACUCCAGUACGAUCCUUCGAGGUCCAGGGCCUGUCAGGGUCCAAUGGAUGAGUUUCCUAUGUUGAGUGAGGAAGGGUUGUGGGGCACUGGAGAUGGGCAUCCCUGUUGGGCUGUCCGUCAGCAGGCUCUGUGUGGAUGCGAGUUGUUUCCUCUGCCGACCGCUCACUGGCCGUGCGCUGCAGGCCUGUGGCCCUCAAAGCUGGCGUAGAGCCUGCCUUUUCUCAUGCAGUCUUUCCCUGACUGGGCUGUGGGUGCCCGACUCCAAACUUGAGGUUCCUCUCCAGGGUUCAAAGGAAUGCAGAGUCCCUGUACCCUUCUGGGCAUCCUGCUGUCCGAGCCUGUGCCGCACCACAGCCAUGCUUGGGGCUGCUAGAAAGACGGAGAAGCACAAGUAUCACCGGAUCUCCUGCCUGCCUGUCCCUUUUCCUGGGCUGGGUGGGGCCCAGCUGUAGCCUUAACUGGACGGUCCUGGGGCCAUCAGAGUAAGAGCGAAGGGAAGAGCUUUUUUUUUUUUUUUUUAUGCCACUCUGACUGAAGAAGCUGACAGCAGGGGCAGAGGGGCUCUGGGACACUGCUGUGUGGACUCUGGGUUAAGGACGUGAAGAGGCUGGUGCUGUGGGAUUCGGCUCGAUGAAUGAAGCACUUUAUGGACUGCGGGAAUCAGUUACUGCCACACCCAAUAAACUGGAAGUGUUUACAGAUGGUU
Messenger RNA from Rattus rattus (black rat), 2585 nucleotides. It is a transcript of the gene Snx8, whose product is annotated as sorting nexin 8. Gene Ontology annotation, molecular function: phosphatidylinositol binding. Lineage: Eukaryota; Metazoa; Chordata; Mammalia; Rodentia; Muridae. Gene Ontology annotation, biological process: retrograde transport, endosome to Golgi. The transcript is spliced from 11 exons. The record is from RefSeq and is a predicted model, not a curated record. Bases 33 to 1385 code for a protein of 450 amino acids.